Molecule: messenger RNA, 600 nt
Organism: Theileria equi strain WA
Lineage: Eukaryota; Apicomplexa; Aconoidasida; Piroplasmida; Theileriidae
Product: nascent polypeptide associated complex alpha subunit, putative
Exons: 1
Coding region: 1-600 (199 amino acids)
Biological process (GO): protein targeting to membrane
Cellular component (GO): nascent polypeptide-associated complex; cytoplasm
Source: RefSeq, a predicted model, not a curated record
AUGGCUAGGAGUAGAACAAAGGCUAGGAAUCCAGUAAUGAAAGUGUCUGAUGAAGAAAGCGUCAGUGACGCGUCGUCCAUAGUGGACAGUGAUUUGGAGGUUGACGAAAAGGAAGAUGGCAAGGCAGACGCCCAUGGAAGUGGAACUAAGAAUAAGCAAAGCAAAAAUGAGCGCAAGGCAAGGAAGUCCAUGAGCAAGUUAGGAUUAAAGCCAGUGGAAGGUGUAACGAAAAUUUACAUCAGAAAGUCCAAACAGGUUUACUUCGUUGUCAACAAACCCGAUGUCUUUAAACUGCCAAAUUCUGACACUUACGUCAUAUUUGGCGAAGCUAAAAUUGAGGAUAUCAAUGGUGCUAAUCAAGCAGAAGCUGCGCAGCGUCUCAGCCAAUUAACCUCAUCGAUUCCCACUGCUGCUGAUUCAGAUCUCGCUGUACCCGUGACUCCAGACGUCCCUGAGGCUGAAGCUGGAGAUUUUACCCCGUCACCUGCUGAUAUAGAACUGGUAAUAAAACAGGCUGGAUGUACCAGAGAACAGGCCACUCAAUCUCUUGUCAAACACAAGGGUAACGUCAUUGACAGUAUAAUGGAACUAUCAGCAUAG